CAUUAUCCCGCCUUCAAACCAAUACACAAUCUUCACGAUGGGGGAGCAUUUUAAGAAGGUGUUUGCCAAGCAUGGCGACAUAUCUCCCAAGGAGAGGGCUCAGAAAUGGUUCGAAGUCGCAAUGGGUGGGGACUACGAGGGACACGAUGCAAUGCUGUCGCAUAUACUGAAUCUGGAAUCUGUUACUGUGGCGCCUACAAGCAAAGACCCUCACAACUCCCGCAUAGUCUACAGUUUCACAGUACCGAGGCAGUUGUGCAAUAUGGGUGGCAACCUGCAUGGAGGAGCAGUCGCAUUGAUCUUCGACAUAUGCACCUCGACAGCCAUCACGGCUAUCAGCCGCGACGGGUUCUGGGAUACAGGUAUCCAAGUCCAGAACUGAACUUUGGAGGCACCCGUGUACUGAUGUCUAAGCA
Messenger RNA from Macroventuria anomochaeta, 416 nucleotides. RefSeq lists its product as uncharacterized. The transcript has 3 exons. Gene Ontology annotation, molecular function: fatty acyl-CoA hydrolase activity. Lineage: Eukaryota; Fungi; Ascomycota; Dothideomycetes; Pleosporales; Didymellaceae. The coding region runs from base 38 to 382 and encodes 114 amino acids. The record is from RefSeq and is a predicted model, not a curated record.